Copidosoma floridanum is the source of this 1806-nucleotide messenger RNA. RefSeq names its product glutamate oxaloacetate transaminase 2 (gene Got2). Gene Ontology annotation, cellular component: mitochondrion. NCBI's taxonomy places the organism in Eukaryota, Metazoa, Arthropoda, Insecta, Hymenoptera, Encyrtidae. The record is from RefSeq and is a predicted model, not a curated record. Gene Ontology annotation, molecular function: L-aspartate:2-oxoglutarate transaminase activity; pyridoxal phosphate binding. Gene Ontology annotation, biological process: L-aspartate catabolic process; biosynthetic process.
UGUCCCUCCAUAUCUAAUACUACUCCAGUCUACUCCGGUUAGCGAGGUGUGCCGCUUCGCCCUGAGAGUUUUGCGUCCGAUAAAACAAAUACAGUCUUUCAAUUACAAUUAACUAUGGCACAGGGUACGAGAUUUUGCCAUCUGCUGAGAUGCAACGCCAGUGGGGCUUCGGUUGCUUCGGCGAGGCUCAACUCGUGGUGGUCCCACGUCGAGAUGGGCCCGCCUGACGCGAUUCUCGGGGUGACCGAGGCGUUCAAGAAGGACCAGAAUCCAAAGAAAAUCAACCUCGGCGUUGGAGCUUACAGAGACGACAACGGAAAACCCUUUGUACUGCCAAGUGUCCAGACUGCAGAGAAAAAUCUACACAGCAAGGGACUGGACAAGGAGUACUCGCCGAUCUCGGGUAACCCGGAGUUCUGCAAACACGCCAUCAACCUGGCACUAGGUGACGGUAAUAACGUUGUGUCUAACGGUCUCAAUUCCACUGUACAAGGUAUUUCCGGUACGGGAUCGUUGACGAUCGGUGCCAACUUCUUGUCCCACUUUUUCCCGGGCCACAAGGAAAUAUACUUGCCAACGCCGUCUUGGGGCAACCACACCCCGUUAUUCAAACUCGCCGGUCUGACAGUCAAGUCGUACCGAUACUACGAUCCGAAGACCUGUGGCCUCGACUUCCAGGGUUUACUCGACGAUGUGUCCAAAAUCCCAGAAAAGUCGAUCGUCCUGCUGCACGCCUGCGCCCACAAUCCUACGGGCGUCGAUCCCAAGCCGGAGCAGUGGGUCGAGCUGUCGGCGCUUAUCAAGAAGCAGAAACUCUUCCCGUUCUUCGAUAUGGCUUAUCAAGGCUUUGCAUCUGGUGACGUAAUGAAAGACUCUCUAGCUGUAAGAUUAUUUAUCGACGAAGGCCACCACGUUGCACUCGCCCAAUCCUUUGCCAAGAACAUGGGCUUGUAUGGCGAGCGCGUAGGAGCUUUCACACUGGUCAACGCCAGCAAAGAAGAAGCUGCCAAAACGCUUUCUCAGAUCAAGAUCCUCAUCAGGCCGAUGUAUUCGAACCCACCGAUUCAUGGUGCUCGUAUCGUUAGUGAAAUCUUGGGCAACGCGGAGCUGAAAAAACAGUGGCUGAUCGACGUCAAGGGGAUGGCUGACCGAAUCAUCUCCGUGCGUACUAAGCUCAAGGAUCAUCUCAAGAAGAAUGGUAGCACUCGCGACUGGUCUCACAUCACCGACCAAAUUGGCAUGUUUUGCUUUACUGGUCUAAAAGCUCCCGAGGUGGAAAGGCUAACCAAGGAGUUUAGCAUAUACCUGACCAAAGAUGGUAGAAUUUCGAUGGCUGGUGUCACAUCGAACAAUGUGGAGUAUCUGGCCCAUGGUAUUCACGAGGUUACCAAGUAAUUCGUCUCGAUAACUCCAAGUUUUCCAUCCUGAAACAAACAACUUCUCUACUUCUGUGCACUAUCGUACCAAAAAAAAACCCAGCACCUACCCAAACUAAUAUGUAACUUGUCGCUCAAAUGUGAGCCGAUAGGUAUAUUGUAUUUUAUGAUUUUAAGUGAAAAUACGAGUGUGUAUCGGGGGAAAGAAAGAAAAACAGUGCAUUUACUCUAUAAGCAUGUUAUUUUUGUAAAAAGUCACUGCUGGCGGUGUUGAUGGAUACGAGUUCUCCUACCAAUCAAUUCAACACUUAAUAUACACAUACACACUUGCAAUUCAGCUGCAUUCCUUUUAAAGUUUUCUCAAAAUUUUAUAGAAAUAUUUACUGUUGUUGAUAAAGGUAAAAAAAUAUACAUAUACACAAAUAAAUAC